GCUGAGUCUUCUGACAGAUGGGGAGGAUAAAGUGUCCAUUGCUGUUGGUCGUCGGGGAGGAUGAUCAGAACUGGGCGACAGUGAAAUCUGCAGAGGACAUGGCCCAGAUGAUGCGUGCAGCGGGUAAUGAGCACCUACUGACCAUUCUAAAAUACCCUGAUGCUGGACACCUCAUUGAGCCGCCCUACACACCCCACUUCAGAGCCAGCAACUUCAUAGUGCCUCAAACACGACAGAAAGUGAUCAUGUUGUGGGGAGGGUACCCAAAGCCGCACGCCGAUGCUCAAGAAGACUCCUGGGAAAAGAGCCUUGGCUUUCUACGGCAACACCUGUACCCCAGCCAUGCCUCUGGCCCUAAGGCCAAGCUGUGAUGUCACACCCGAGUA
Molecule: messenger RNA, 386 nt
Organism: Coregonus clupeaformis (lake whitefish)
Lineage: Eukaryota; Metazoa; Chordata; Actinopteri; Salmoniformes; Salmonidae
Product: bile acid-CoA:amino acid N-acyltransferase-like
Exons: 3
Coding region: 18-371 (117 amino acids)
Biological process (GO): acyl-CoA metabolic process; fatty acid metabolic process
Molecular function (GO): fatty acyl-CoA hydrolase activity
Source: RefSeq, a predicted model, not a curated record